AUGGGUAUCAGUCGUCUUUCUAUGCUAUUGUGUCGACGGCUGCAUGGUCUACCGCCGCAGGUCGUUGUUUCCGCUGCUGUGCGUUCAGCUUUAGCCUCCAGGAAAGGUGUUGUCGCUCUCGAGAGCACUGUAAUCACUCAUGGUUUACCAUAUCCUCACAAUCUCGAGACAGCUAAAUUGCUAGAGGAUACUGUACGAAGUGAAGGCAGUGAGCCAGCAACCAUCGCUCUACUUGAUGGACGGAUUCAUAUUGGUCUUUCAAAUGAGCAAUUGGCCCGAAUAGCCGAGUCCCAGGAAGCGGUGAAGGUGUCUCGUAGAGACAUCGCACAUGCCCUUAAUAAGGGUGUCAUUGGAGGAACAACUGUAGCAGCCACCAUGUACCUUGCUCACAUGGCUGGAAUUCGGGUUUUUGCAACUGGUGGUAUCGGAGGUGUCCAUCGUGGAGUUGAUCAAACCAUGGACAUCUCAGCUGAUCUUAUCGAACUGAUGCGUACACCUGUGACUGUGGUCUGUGCAGGAGUGAAGAGCAUUCUGGAUAUCCCAAAGACAGUCGAAUUUCUUGAAACACAUUCAGUAAACUGCAUUGUUUUCGGCAAGCGCAACGUUUUCCCUGGCUUUUUCACCCAAGAAACGCAAGCCAGAGGACAAUAUUGCACCGAAGAUCUCAACGAGAGAUGUCGGAAAAUUUGCGACUUGGAAGCGGGGACUAUUCUGGCUUGCCCUAUUCCUGACGAGUUACAAGGCGAUGGAAAAAUUAUCGAAAACGCUGUUCAAGUGGCACUGGACGAAGCCAAGAGUAAGAAUAUCGUUUCGAAAGAUGUCACUCCAUUUCUACUGGCGCGAGUAAACCAACUGACCGGUGGGGAAUCAAUGAGAAUAAAUAUCGGCCUAUUGCAGAACAACGCUCGAAUAGGUGGCCGACUAGCGAGACUUCUAUCGGAUUCAGGAUUACCUCGCACUUCAGUAGUCAAGAAACCAACGCAACAAGACUCCACGACGAAGAAACGGCCAAAAAUUGUCGUCGUUGGAGCAACAAUCGUAGAUGUAGAGGCAAUCAGUAACGAAAACGUGAAGGAUGACGGUGGUUCUUACCCAGGUGAAUUCAAGCAGCGCUGUGGUGGAGAUUCUUCGAAUGUGGAGGUCAUAAAAGACUUGCCAACAGCCAAAUAUAUGUCAGUGAAUGUUGGUGGCGAAGUGCGAUUUGGCAUCAGUGCUAUUGGAGACAUUGUGAAGGAGAUUUCUCCAGAAGUGAUCUCAUCCCAUGAAGGUCUUCUAUCAUCUGCAGAUUUCAUUUUGUUCGACGGCAACAUUCCGACUCAAACUAUUGAAAGAGUGGUUGAAUUGUCCACAUUUUACAACAGAAAAGCUUGGUUUGAACCCACGGACAUUGCAAAGUUAUGCAAAAUAUUCGAAUUUGACGGCAUUGAGCGAAUUCAAGUCAUAUCGCCAAACGCCAACGAAUUCCGUCAGAUGGUGCGCAGGAGUGGGCUCGAGAUUCCAGAAAACGUAAUAGGUUCACCAUAUCAUGUUUGCGAAUUCGUGUACUCCAAUCCACAGCUUAUGUACAAUCUGGAAUUGCUCGUCAUAACUCUUGGUUCAAAUGGGACAGCAAUCAUUUUCAGGAAACCUGACGGGAGCCUAUCUGCGUCACACUUCUCUGCCCCACUAGAGCCAGAAAAGGUCGUUUCUGUAUCAGGAGCCGGCGACAGCCUCAACAGUGGUAUCCUUGCUGGACUGGUCCACGGUCUACCUUUGGACAAAUGCUUCCAAGUUGGUCACAUCUGCGCUGCGCUUACUCUUCAGACGGUCGAAGCGAUUUCACGAGAUAUUAAACCGCAUUUGCUGUCCCUGUAA
Messenger RNA from Ostertagia ostertagi, 1854 nucleotides. Lineage: Eukaryota; Metazoa; Nematoda; Chromadorea; Rhabditida; Trichostrongylidae. The record is from the annotation of a GenBank genome assembly.